ACGUCAAGACCAUCGGUCAAUUGACGUGAAUCGGUUACCGGACAAAGCAGAUGAGGUGAGGUCUAUUCACGGUAAUUCACGUAGUAACGUAAAAGCCAUCAUUAUUGGGGUUGGGGGAAGAAUCCGGCAUUGACGACGGUGACGGGGAAUUUGCCGUCAAUAAGGAUUGGACAAGGCAGGGCAAGUGGUUGAGGGAAGGGGAAAGAAUGUGGGGUUUGCUUGUUUAUAUUGAAUGUUGUGAUAUUUAGUACAACACCUGCACUGUGGGGUGUCGCUGUUGCUUUCAGAGAUCUUGAUGUGGGGGAGUGUAUACACAUUGCGUAUAUACCUAGUGGAGGAAAGGGAAGGGGAAGGGGAAGGGGAAUGGAAUUGAUGCUUUUGUUUCUUUUUGUUUGAUGGUGGGUAGUGCUGGGGGCGCUGAAGCUUGUGGGCUUGUGGGUCCUGAAUGCUGUGAUGAGACGAUGAUGAUGGAAUACUUUUGACUGGAAUGCAAUGGAGUACAUUGGAAUGAACCAAUUUCUAUAAAACUGACGCUUCAAUCCCACUCACAGAUGCCCAUUUGGGAGCUCCAGGGGAUUGAUUUGUGAGGGCAUUUAGGUUUUAGGAAUGAGCUCCAUCAAAUGGGUGUCUGUUAGAGCUAGCAUUGCGGAAACGCUUAGUUUGCAUAAUAGGUCCCCUGUUGUUGCAUCUCAGAUGCCAUCUUUUAAGAUAUCAGGCUGGGAAAAGGAAGGAGAGGAGGAAAAGAAGAUUGGUUUUACGGAUUUGGGUUGUGAUCAGAAAGUACAAGAAAAGAAAGAUGGUGCUUCAUUGAAGCAAAUGAUUGAAGAGCUGGAUUGCUCUGAUGUGCCUUCUGUGUUUAUUUGUCCUAUUUCUCUGGAACCUAUGCAGGAUCCUGUUACGCUGUGUACUGGUCAGACCUAUGAGAGAUCCAAUAUCUUGAGAUGGUUUUCAAUAGGGCAAUACAUUUGCCCCACAACAAUGCAAGAGCUCUGGGACGUUUCCCUCACUCCCAAUAGGACCUUGUUUCAUCUUAUCUAUAAGUGGUUUUCACACAGAUUUUUGCUGCAAAAGAAGCAGGCGGAAAAUGUUCAAGGGAGAGUUAAAGAGCUUCUGGAGAAGCUUGAGAAGGCUAAAGGGCAACCAAGAAUUAAGGCUCUUUGUGCUCUCAGGCAGAUAUGCCAAACGGAGGAAUCAGCCAGGAGAACGGUACUGGAUGGAGCAGGGGUGGCACUAUUAUCAUCUCUGUUGGGUCCGUUCACUUCACAUGCAGUUGGGGCUGAAUGCAUUGGUAUUCUUGUGAAUCUGCCAUUGGAUUCUGAAAGCAAAAUUAGUCUCGCAGAACCUGCUAAAAUCUCCCUCAUGGUAGACCUUCUUCAUGAGGGCACCAUAGAGACAAAGAUAAAUUCUGUCAAGCUCAUAGAAACUCUGAUGGAUAUAGAAGAUUUGAGGUCUGAAAAUGUUUCAAGUUUUAGGCUUUUGUUUGGUCUGUUGAGGCUUCUAAAGGACAAAAGAUAUCCAAAAGGUAUGGCAGCUGGGCUUGGUUUAUUAAACAUUAUUUGUUCUUGCAAGCAAGUGAGGAAUCAAGUAGUCAGCAUUGGAUUAGUUGUACACUUGGUUGAGCUUCUCCCUUGUGCAACUACCAGCUGUUUAGAAACUGCUCUGGCCAUUCUGGACGUUCUUUCUACCACUCCGGAAGGGAGGGCUGCUCUAAAGGAUUGUUCUUCUACCAUCCCCAAUAUAGUUCGGAUUUUGAUGCGAGUUUCUGAAGACUGUACACAACAUGCCCUUUCAAUUUUGUGGACGGUAUGUAAAUUGGCACCUGAAGAGUGUACUUCAACUGCGGUAGAGGCAGGGAUUGCACCCAAAUUGCUUCUUGUUAUACAAAGUAGUUGCAACCCUGUUGUAAAACAAAGAUCUGCAGAACUACUGAAGCUUUGUAGUCUGAAUUACACGGCCACAAUCUUCAUCUCUAAAUGUAAGCUCACUCGAACAAUUCAAUAGAUUUUAUGCAUGGAAGUGCAUGGGUUAUGCUUACUAUGGGGAGUUUAAAUGCCUUAUACUUUAGAAGAAUGAAAGGUUUGGCUUUAAGCCGUUCUUCCAGUGCAGCCCAUUCUGCUGUUAUCAACCUAGUCAUUCGAUUAUCUGCUGUAUGUCUUCUGCAUGCAGAUACUAAAUAUACAAAUACGGAGGAAAUGUCUGAGGUUCGAAAUAAUUGGGCUUCUGCGUGGCCUUACAAAAUCAAUUGUACUGGUUUUUUCCCCUGCCACACAGUUCGCAUGGACAACGGGUUCCUUCCGGCUUCAGAACUAUGUACAUGAAGAGCAAAAUGUUGUUCCAGAGCAACUUCUUUUAUUAAUAUUUGGUUGCAAUUGUCUUUUGCCUUUGCCAAUGCCUUUGCCUUGGCAACUUGCUCAUACUCAUUGGAGCUGUAUGAUCUUUUCCGGUUUGAACUGGUGUGAGUAAUGUAAUUUUCCUCUGUAAAAAGAAAGAAACUGUAUACGGUCAUGCAUGAUAGUGAUGGGAACAUCAUACAUGUUGAAGCAAUAUUAAUUCAUAUGCUGCACCCUGGACAGUUUUGCUUCUAUCAUAUACAGAGCUUAUGAUUUUGUUAAGGUUGGAUCACUCGUGGUAUAUUGUUUUCUCAUGGAUCUGCUUCUUGUAGAUUUAUAAAGAUAAUCUAUUGAAAAGUGUUUAUCAAUCACACUAACUUUGUGUGCAUUCUAUAGAAUUUGUUGGUUGCAAGCA
This is a messenger RNA of Cryptomeria japonica (Japanese cedar), 2745 nucleotides long. Its product is annotated as U-box domain-containing protein 31. The record is from RefSeq and is a predicted model, not a curated record. The coding region runs from base 607 to 2001 and encodes 464 amino acids. The transcript has 2 exons. Gene Ontology annotation, biological process: protein ubiquitination. NCBI's taxonomy places the organism in Eukaryota, Viridiplantae, Streptophyta, Pinopsida, Cupressales, Cupressaceae. Gene Ontology annotation, molecular function: ubiquitin protein ligase activity.